This is a messenger RNA of Trametes versicolor FP-101664 SS1, 1730 nucleotides long. Its product is annotated as N-acetylhexosaminidase. The coding region runs from base 1 to 1701 and encodes 566 amino acids. Gene Ontology annotation, molecular function: beta-N-acetylhexosaminidase activity. The transcript is spliced from 13 exons. The record is from RefSeq and is a predicted model, not a curated record. Lineage: Eukaryota; Fungi; Basidiomycota; Agaricomycetes; Polyporales; Polyporaceae. Gene Ontology annotation, cellular component: membrane. Gene Ontology annotation, biological process: carbohydrate metabolic process; glycosaminoglycan metabolic process.
AUGGUCCCCAAUCUCCCGCUCGUCUUGGUCCUCUGCUUUCUCUUCGUACAGCACGCUUCAGCACUGUGGCCCAUUCCGAGCUCCCUGUCGUCCGGAACCGCGGCGGUCAAGCUGUCUCCGAGCUUCGCGAUCCACCUUGACGUCGCCCAUCCACCUGCAGAUCUGCUCUCAGCUAUCUCGCGUACUCGCUCCCGCCUACACUCCGACACCUUCGAGAGACUGGUCCUGGGACGUGCCUCAGCUGAUGCGCAGGCUAUCAAAAAGGCGCACAUCGUGACCUCGCUCACAGUCGGCCUCCGUCCUGGCUCCCCUGCCAGGAGCAUCGCGGAGGAGACUACGAAGAGCCUCGGGGACAAGGACGAAUCGUACGAGCUCAGCGUCCCCGACGAAGGCCCGAGCGCGACGCUCGUCGCGAAUAGCACGCUGGGGCUGCUUCGCGGCCUCACGACGUUCGAGCAGCUGUGGUACGACAGCGCGGGCACGAAGUACAUGCUGGACGGGCCGCUCCGAGUUGCGGACCAGCCUGCUUUUCCGUACCGCGGGUUCUCCUUUGACACCUCACGCAACUUCUACCCGGUGUCGGACGUUCUCCGUACGCUGGAUGCUAUGUCAUGGGUCAAGUUGAGUGUCCUGUACUGGCACAUCAUCGACAGCCAGAGCUUCCCGUUGGAGGUGGGCGCCUUUCCAGAACUUUCUGCGAAGGGCGCGUACUCGAGCAAGGAGGUGUACUCCCUCGACGACAUACAGCAGAUCAUACAGUAUGCCAACGAACGUGGAAUCGAUGUGAUCAUGGAAAUGGACUCCCCCGGCCAUACCAACGCGAUCUCCGCCGCCCACCCCGAGCACAUCGCCUGCGCCGCCAAGUCCCCCUGGGCGACCUACGCCUCCGAGCCGCCCGCGGGCCAGCUGCGCAUCGCGUCCCCCGCGACGCUCGCCUUCGCGCGCACGCUGUUCGCGUCCGUCGCCGCGACGCUCCCCGGGACGAUGAUGAGCUCCGGGGGCGACGAGGUGAACCUGCCGUGCUGGGCGGAGGACGCGGAGACGGUGGCGGAGCUGGCGCGGCGCGGUAUGACGAUUGGGGAGGCGCUGGAUGAGUUCGUAAAGGGGGUGCAGGGCGUUAUUAGGGAGCAUGGGAAGACGCCGUUUAUCAAGAGCGACAUGGUCCUGACGCACAACGUGCCCAUCUUGAACGAUACCGUUGUAGUGGUCUGGCAAACUUCGGCGGAUGCGGCUUCCGUUGCCGCCAGAGGCCUCCGCAUGAUCCACCAGCCCUCGAACUACUUCUAUCUGGAUUGCGGCGCAGGCGAAUGGAUAGGGAACGACGUUCUUGGAAAUAGCUGGUGCGAUCCGUUCAAGACCUGGCAGAGGGCGUACUCCUUCGAUCCGUACGCCAACCUGACGGCGGAGCAGCAUAGCCUCGUUCUAGGUGGCCAAAUGCCACUCUGGAGCGAACAAUCCUCGCCGGAGAACCUCGACCCCAUCGUAUGGCCGCGUCUUGCGGCGGGUGCCGAGGUCUUUUGGACUGGCGCGACUCUUCCAGACGGCUCGUCUCGCUUCAACGCCAACGUUACGAGCAGUACUCAGGCCCUCGCGCGCCUGAACGAGCUUCGCUACCGCUUCGUCGAUAGGGGUGUCAACGCCAUCGCGCUGCAGCCGAAGUGGUGCGUUUUGAGGCCUGGGGAAUGCGACCUUGAUUCUUAGCGGCGGCGACCCGAGUCCAAGUGAAAACG